CCAGGAUGGUGGCUAUGGACUUUUGAUAAGUCUAAAGUUUUAGCGCCAGUCUGAGCACAUGGGAGGGGAAAGUCCCAAUCCCAGCAUCCGCCGCGAGACUGCUGGCACAAAGCUGGAUAGGGGCGCCAUGACAAGUUUGCGUCCGGAUCCCUGGGAAUUUUGAAGCCGCUCAGCCCCGGCAGUUGGUUGUCAGCGGAAAGAGACUGGCCGGGCCGAGGCCGCUGUCCGCCGUACUCCCUCAGUAGAAUGAAGACGUCGGAGGAACGACCCUUAGCUCCGGACAGCAUCCCUGGGGACCAGGCCCCAGCUCCCGCGCCCAAAGCUUCCCCUGCCAAUCAAAAUACAGACUCUGAGCUGUUGCCACUACCAGGCGGUGGAGAUGAACAGCCCCAGGUGUCCAGAGAUGAGGUGGCUGGCUCAGUUGUGUCUCAGGUGCUGGGGCAAGGGGACCCAGCUUUUCUCUCGACUUCCCGGGAAGUCGAAUUGAACGCUCCUGGUGAGUUGAGCCCUCGAAUCGAGGAGCAAGAACUUUCUGAAAAUGCGAUCCCUCCUGCAGAAGAAACGAACCUGCUGGACUUGGAGUCUGCAGAAGCCAUGGAAGAUGUGUGUGAGGAACCCGCUGCACACGAUGAGAGAGACACCGUUUGGAGCUACAGCUUUUCCCAGCCACCUCGAUACCUCAGUGGGUCCUGGUCCGAGUUCAGCACCCAACCUGAGAACUUCUUGAAAGGUUGUAAAUGGGCCCCUGAUGGUUCCUGUAUCUUGACCAAUAGUGCUGAUAACAUCCUACGGAUUUACAACCUGCCCCCAGAAUUGUACAGUGAAGGGGAGCAGGUGGAAUAUGCAGAAAUGGCUCCUGUCCUUCGAAUGAUGGAAGGGGACACCAUCUAUGAUUACUGCUGGUAUUCUCUGAUGUCCUCCACCCAGCCGGAAACUUCCUAUGUGGCCAGCAGCAGCCGGGAAAACCCAAUUCAUAUCUGGGAUGCAUUCACUGGAGAGCUCCGGGCUUCCUUUCGUGCCUACAACCACCUGGAUGAGCUAACGGCAGCCCACUCACUCUGCUUCUCUCCGGAUGGUUCCCAGCUUUUCUGUGGCUUCAACCGGACUGUACGUGUCUUUUCCACAUCUCGGCCUGGCCGUGAGUGCGAGGUGCGAACCACAUUUGCAAAAAAGCAGGGCCAGAGUGGCAUCAUUUCCUGUAUAGCCUUCAGUCCAUCACAGCCCCUCUACGCUUGUGGCUCCUAUGGCCGCACCCUGGGCCUGUAUGCCUGGGAUGAUGGUUCCCCCCUCACCUUGCUGGGAGGCCACCAAGGGGGCAUCACCCACCUUUGCUUUCACCCUGAUGGCAACAUCUUCUUCUCAGGAGCCCGCAAGGAUGCUGAACUUCUGUGCUGGGAUCUCCGGCAGCCUGGCCAUGUGCUGUGGUCUUUCAGUCGGGAAGUGAUCACCAAUCAACGCAUCUACUUUGAUCUGGACCCGAAUGGGCAGUUCCUAGUGAGCGGCAACACCAGUGGUACUGUCUGUGUGUGGGACACCAGUGGAACUUGCAGUGAUGGAAAGUUGGAGCCUAUGAUGAGUUUUUUGCCCCAGAAGGACUGUACCAAUGGAGUGAGCCUUCACCCUAGCCUGCCUCUACUGGCUACUGCCUCCGGCCAGCGUGUGUUUCCAGAACCUAUGGAUAGUGGGGAUGAAGGGGAGCAGGAGCCGGACCUUCCUCUGCUUUCUCUGCGCCACGUCCACCCAGAAUGUCGGCUUCAGCUCUGGUGGUGUGGCGGGGGGCUGGACCCCAAUAGCCCUGAUGGCCACCAGGAUGAGAAGGGACAAGGAAGGACAGAGGGCUGUGGGGAUGAAUUCAUAUAAAGGUUCUGUAUGACACU
Molecule: messenger RNA, 1877 nt
Organism: Nannospalax galili (Upper Galilee mountains blind mole rat)
Lineage: Eukaryota; Metazoa; Chordata; Mammalia; Rodentia; Spalacidae
Gene: Wrap53
Product: WD repeat containing antisense to TP53
Exons: 11
Coding region: 247-1860 (537 amino acids)
Biological process (GO): Cajal body organization
Cellular component (GO): Cajal body
Molecular function (GO): protein binding; RNA binding
Source: RefSeq, a predicted model, not a curated record